AUGUCACCGUUGAAAUCCCUAGACGACAAGAUGUCAUCCCCUGUCUACUCCACCGUCCAAAAUGCCACCGAGAAGGUCUCUGAGAAACCUACUGAGAUUGUCCUCAAAACAGUUGGAAACGGCGACCUCCGCACAAUGGACAAGCCAGUUGAGAUUUGCGUUUGUGGACGCACCAUCAUCGACUUUCCGGCUCGUGUAAACCUUGUCGCUGAGAUCACCGAAGCCAAGACCCGCGAAGUUGAGCUUACCCGUGAGCUCAUCGAUGCUCUACAGGAACGUAUCUGGGCCAUGCAAGCGCUCGACAAGGCUCACGACAGGAUCAAGAAGAUCGUCGAGGACACUGGCGGGCCUCAGUCACCCUUCUACGACGAGUACUGGGGCACACCAGAGCGUCCGGCCUCGAUCUACGAUAGACCUCGUCGGAGGACAUUGAGGAGAACCUCCGCCACCAUCCAGGAUCGAGCUGUGUCAAGGGGAAUGAAUUGA
Morchella importuna is the source of this 486-nucleotide messenger RNA. RefSeq lists its product as uncharacterized. The record is from RefSeq and is a predicted model, not a curated record. The coding region runs from base 1 to 486 and encodes 161 amino acids. Lineage: Eukaryota; Fungi; Ascomycota; Pezizomycetes; Pezizales; Morchellaceae. The transcript has 2 exons.